GCCAAGCACAAGGAUGCUUGCAAAGUGAACACCUCCCGUUCGAGAAAAGGGUGGCGCGGCAACCCAGAUGCAAAGCCCAGGAGGCGACCUGGACGGCGGUGCCCCCUCCGCGGCCGCCGCCGCCUCCUCCUCCCCCUCCUCUUCCACCCCCUCGCCAAUGGCGCCGGGAGGAGUCGGAGAGGGCAAUGGCCGUGGCCGGGCCCCGGAUGGCGUCCCCAGCAUGAACCCACGGCGGCCUCAGGAACUGCUGGAGGAGGUGGAGAAACUGCGGGAGGAGAACGACACCCUCAAGAAUGAGAUAGAUGAGAUGAGAACUGAGAUGGAUGAGAUGAGGGACAGCUUUUUUGAAGAGGAUGCAUGCCAGCUACAGGAAAUGCGUCAUGAAUUGGAGAGGGCUAACAAAAAUUGUAGGAUUCUACAGUAUCGUCUUCGGAAGGCAGAGCGCAAAAGGCUUCGUUAUGCACAAACUGGAGAGAUUGAUGGAGAACUUCUUCGUAGUUUGGAGCAGGAUCUGAAGGUUGCAAAAGAUGUUUCUGUGAGACUUCAUCAUGAGCUGGAAAAUGUGGAAGAAAAACGCACCACCACAGAAGAUGAAAAUGAAAAGUUACGACAGCAAUUAAUAGAAGUAGAAAUUACAAAGCAAGCUCUGCAAAACGAACUUGACAAGAUGAAAGAGCAGUCCAUGAAAAGAAGAGGAAGCAAAGACUUGCAGAAAUCAGAAAAAAAGCAGCAGACCCCCACUGAGGAGGAUAAUGAAGAUCUGAAAUGUCAGUUGCAGUUUGUCAAAGAAGAAGCAACUUUAAUGAGGAAAAAGUUGGCCAAAAUAGACAAGGAAAAGGAUAGAUUUGAACAUGACCUACAAAAGUACAGAUCGUUAUAUGGUGACUUAGAUAGUCCCUUACCAAAGGGGGAAGCUGGAGGCCCACCUACCACAAGAGAAGCCGAACUGAAACUUCGUCUGAGGUUAGUUGAGGAAGAAGCCAAUAUCCUGGGAAGGAAAAUAGUGGAACUGGAAGUAGAAAACAGAGGGCUUAAGGCCGAACUUGAUGACUUAAGAGGAGAUGAUUUCUCAGGGGCAGCCAAUCCCCUAAUGGGAGAACAGAAUGAAUCUCUCUCAGAGUUACGACAGCAUCUGCAGUUAGUUGAAGAUGAAACAGAACUAUUGAGAAGAAACCUGGCUGAUGUGGAAGAGCAAAAUAAGCGCAUCACAGCAGAGUUGAACAAAUAUAAAUACAAGACAGGGACUCACGAUACUUCAAGGCAUCAUGACAGUGCCAAGACAGAGGCAUUGCAAGAAGAGCUCAAAGCCACCCGCCUGCAGAUCAAUGAACUCAGUGGUAAAGUUAUGCAACUUCAGUAUGAGAACAGAGUCCUGAUGUCCAACAUGCAGCGCUAUGAUCUGGCCUCACAUCUGGGAAUCCGAGGCAGCCCCAGGGACAGCGAUGCUGAAAGUGAUGCAGGGAAAAAAGAAAGUGAUGAUGAUUCACGUCCUCCCCAUCGCAAAAGAGAAGGGCCUGUUGGUGGGGAAAGUGACUCAGAGGAGGUCCGCAACAUCCGCUGCUUGACCCCUACGAGGUCCUUCUAUCCAACACCGACAGGGUGGCAAAAAAGCUUCACGGACCGUCAGCAAAUGAAGGAUAUUCGCUGUGAGGCAGAACGCUUGGGCAAGACGAUAGACCGCCUGAUUUCGGACACAAGCACUAUCAUAACCGAAGCGAGAAUUUAUGUGGCCAACGGAGAUCUAUUUGGACUUAUGGAUGAUGAGGAUGAUGGCAGUCGGAUACGGGAACACGAACUUCUUUAUCGGAUCAACGCCCAGAUGAAGGCCUUUAGGAAAGAGCUCCAAGCUUUUAUCGACAGACUAGAAGUUCCAAAAUCUUCAGAUGAACGAAGUGCAGACGAACCUUUGUCAGUGAGUCAGAUAAAAAGUGCAAGAGUUGUAGUUUCUGUAGCAAUCGCUGCUGUAAAAACACUGAAGACUAUUUGUUUGAAAACAAUGGGAACAACCCUUACCUUCCAAAAUGUGGAUAAUAAAAGAAAUCAAAAAACAAAUAUUCCCACCACUGAAUCUGACUUCUGCUUAUCAGAAAAGGCCUUGUCCUUUCCAGAAUUGGAAGCCCAUGCCCCAUGCCUUUCCUACUAUUUUAUGUUUGAAUUGAAAUGCUUAUGAAGGGAUUCUUCACAUACUUAAAGUGUAACCAGAAGGCAAAGGAGAAUAAUUGAUUAAUAUCUUUUGAAAAUAAGGAUGUUUAUGUAGCACAGUUCAACAACACUCUGCAUAUCUCAGCUUCAGUGUGGUGUGACUUGCCAUGUCAGAAUCACUGUUCACCAGUAAUACAAAGUUUUUACCAAGAGAAGCAAAGCCAAGCAAGGAUACAAAUCGAAAUAAAGCAAUGUGAAGGAAAACUCAGCCUUUGAGAAUUGCAAAAUGUCCAGAAGUUCUCAGAAGUGAGAAUAGUGUGAGUAAACAGGAUAUUUCACUGAUGGUGAUCCAAGAGUCAAGUUGUAACUUAUUAUGGAUGGAUGUGUUGUGCAUUUAUUUCCCAUAUGCAAUGAGAGACACACACACAAACAUGAAAAUAUUAUUAGUUUCAUUAAUAGUUGGCAUCCUUUAAUGUACAUAGACUGUAUAUACAAACAAGGCCAUUUAAAACUAUGAUAAGGCUUUUGGGAUAGUUUGUACCUUCCUUGCAUACCAUGUACAUUUUUUGCAUUGUAUCUGUUUUUAUCUUAAUAUAAACAUAUAAUUUAUUUGGUAAAAGCAACAUGUUUAUUUGCUAUAGGGUUGAUAACUGUUCUAGUGUUUCUGAAGGGGUUUUAUUUUAUCCUUUUCACUCAGGUGACCACAUUUGCACUGAAGUUUCCUAAAGUGGCUAAAUGGGAAUGGUGCAACUUGAUCAGCUUGACCAGCAGAUCUAUAUGGGCUUCUGGACUGCUAUCAGCACUACCUACUAUGAGAAGAAUAACUGAAGGAACUCCUUUGAACUUUGGCUGAGGGAUCUCAGUGAAGCUAGGUUUAUUUUCCAUGACCACAAUCACUUAUGUGCAAGUGCACAUUGGUCAAUAACCUCACUUUUGAAAUGCUGGAAAAAUGAUGUUGAUUCUUUGAUCACCCUUCCAGUCUUCAGUGUUUUUAUCAAUGAGAGAAGGAUACCCCUCCCAUCACGCAUAUGUAUAGAUAUUUAUAGCUCAUGCAUGGUAAAUUUUCCUUUAAAUGACAUGCUAAGGUUCCUCACCUCCAUACAUUUUUAAACAUUAAAUACUGUAUAAUUCUGUACAUUCCGACUUUUCCCACAAACAGCAGGAAGACAUGCUGUGUGCAUGAUCAUGUGUUUAUAGGUGCAUGUGUUGGAAUAGGAAGUAUUACUAGUCUGUAUUUAGAUGACCCAAAAUUAAUACUACUAUUGAUGCUGAAAUUAGACAUGCUUAUUUGUAGGCAUACACGUAUAGAAAUGAUACAUUUUGUGGUUUAUUUUAUUUGAAGAUAUAUAACUCUGGCAACAGGUACUUUCAAAAUAUCUUUUACAGGUUUCACAGGUCCACUAUUUGAAAUAAAAAAAAAUGAACGCAUGCAUUUUUGUAAUUGUAACAACAGAAAAGGCGUUCAUAUAAUGUGUGCUACUUAGCUCAGUGUAUUGAUUUCUCAUUUAUGCUUAAUGCUCUUCCUCUUCUUUACAUUGCUAGGUCAAAGUGAGCUGUGCAUAUUUUUUUGACUUCACUGAUCUAUCACUUUUAAGUUCAUUUACCUUUUUCAGUGCACAGACAUUUGUAAAGAUGAUCAUCUCUCUCAACAUUUUGCCACUCAUGGUAAUCCAGAGACUGGUUUUCAGUGGAAUUACUAUCCAGCAACACUGUUGUGCAGAGAAAGAAGCAGGCUGUACAACAUUUUAGGGCAUAAAUAAAUCUUUUAAGAAAAUUCAGGUUUUCUGGUAACACUUGCCUUGUGUCAUGACAUGUUGGUGUCCCUGCCAAGUACUUUAUAUUCAGUGAUACAGAUGUGCUCAUUGGGAGCCCACACGUUAUAUUGAAGUCCAGAUGUGAAGAAAAAUGAACCAUGUGACCGAGGGGUGGGUGGGAUGGGGAUGUGAUAGAUAGAUGCUAUUUUGUAGGGACGGCUUUAUGCCUUGUGAAGUCUUUCUAUGUUUAAGCAGUUUCUUUUUAAAUAAUCUAAAAGUACUGCCUUUUAAAGUGGUGUCCAAGAAAAUGCAGUGACGUACCCUUACCUGGUGAUGUUCAGGAAUGUGUUUUAAUUUUUGUAAUUCCCAAUCAACACAGCCUUGUAUUGA
Thamnophis elegans (Western terrestrial garter snake) is the source of this 4286-nucleotide messenger RNA. Its product is annotated as protein SOGA3-like. The transcript has 8 exons. The record is from RefSeq and is a predicted model, not a curated record. Gene Ontology annotation, biological process: regulation of autophagy. NCBI's taxonomy places the organism in Eukaryota, Metazoa, Chordata, Lepidosauria, Squamata, Natricidae. Bases 68 to 2170 code for a protein of 700 amino acids.